AUGGAUGCUAAACAGGCUGACCUUGCUCGGGAUACGGUUCAGGUCUCCGGGGCUCAGCCCAUGACUACGGAUUAUGGGAUUAAGAUCUCGGAUCCGGACCAUUGGCUUCGCGUGGUUGAUGGGCAGCAUAAUGGGCCUUCGUUGCUAGAGGAUCCCAUUGCGAGGGAGAAGAUUAUGCGCUUCGACCACGAACGGAUUCCCGAACGAGUCGUGCAUGCCCGUGGCGCUGGAGCGUUCGGAACCUUCAAGCUCCAUAAGGCUAUCCCUGAGCUCUCCUCGGCUGGUGUUCUGACUGAUACAGCUCGCGAAACACCUGUUUUUGUGCGAUUUUCCACAGUCCAGGGUAGUCGAGGGAGCGCAGAUACCGUUCGUGAUGUUCGCGGGUUCGCUAUCAAGAUGUAUACCUCUGAAGGCAACUGGGACAUUGUUGGCAACAACAUCCCUGUCUUCUUCAUCCAAGAUGCGAUCAAAUUCCCUGAUGUCAUUCAUUCGGUCAAGCCAGAACCUCACAACGAAAUUCCGCAGGGGCAGAGCGCUCACAAUAACUUCUGGGACUUCCAAUACAUGCAUUCGGAGACCACUCAUAUGCAACAAUGGAUCAUGUCUGAUCGCGCCAUCCCUCGCUCGUACCGGAUGAUGCAAGGCUUUGGCGUCAAUACAUACUGCCUUGUCAAUGCUCAGGGCCAGCGCCACUUUGUCAAGUUUAUCUUCACCCCUGAGCUUGGUGUCCAUUCCCUGGUUUGGGACGAAGCGCUGAAGAUCGCAGGCCAGGAUCCAGACUUCCACCGGAAGGACCUGAUGGACGCCAUCGAGGCAGGCCAAUUCCCCCGGUGGAAGUUCGGGAUUCAGGUGAUCCCGGAAGAGAAGAAAAAUGACUUUGAGUUCGACAUCCAGGAUGCUACUAAGAUCUGGCCGGAGGAACUGGUACCCAUCCAGUACAUUGGACAACUAGAGCUCAACCGCAACGUGGACGAAUACUUCCCGCAGACCGAGCAGGUGGCUUUCUGCACGAGCCAUAUUGUACCCGGGAUCGAUUUCUCGGACGAUCCUCUCCUUGUCGGCCGCAAUUUCUCCUACUUCGAUACACAAAUCUCCCGUCUCGGCCCCAACUGGCAAGAAUUGCCAAUAAACCGUCCCGUGUGCCCGUAUAUGAGUCUGGCCAACCGGGACGGUGCAAUGAAACACCGCAUCACAAAGGGCAAGGUGAACUAUUGGCCCAACAGGUUUGACGCCAACCCCCCGACCUCACCAGAACAGGGUGGGUUUGCAACCUACCCUGAGAAGCAGCAGGGCGUGAAGGCUCGCGCGCUGUCGGACAAGUUUAAGGAGCAUUUCAACCAGGCCCAACUGUUCUACAACUCCCUCAGCCCUAUCGAAAAGCUGCACGUUUCCAAGGCAUUCUCGUUUGAGCUGGACCAUUGCGAUGAAGAGAUUGUAUACAAGCGCCUUUCGGAGCGUCUGGCUAUUGUUGACCUCGAGCUGGCGAAGACUGUCGCGAAGAACGUCGGAGGCGACACACCGACCAAGGCACCAAAGGACAACAAUGGCAAAACCUCGAAGGGCCUUAGCCAACUCGAGUACCUUUCCAACAGCGCUCAAAUUGCUACCCGUCGAGUUGCCAUUCUCAUCGCGGAUGGUUUCGAUCUCGACUCGUACAAGGGCAUGAAGAGCGCUCUACAGAAGCAGAAUGCGUUUGUCUUCACCAUCGGCUCGCAGCGUCAAGGUGUCACCUCCGAGUCGGGCGAAAAAGUGGUGCCAGACCACCAUUUCCCCGGCAUGCGGUCCACUCUGUUCGAUGCGACGUUCAUCCCUGGAGGAAAGCAUAUUGCUGUGUUGGCGAAGAACGGUAUUGCCAAGUUCUGGAUCACCGAAUCCUUUGCGCACCUCAAGCCCAUUGCGGGUGUCAACGAAGCCGUGGACUUUAUUCGGAAGCAAAUCAACCUCGAAGCGAUUAAGUAUGCCUCGAGUGGCCAGGUGACGGAGAGUUACGGCGUGGUGACCGCUCAUGGAACACCUUCGGAUCUGCUGCACGCGUCGUCCAAAAUUGGCCCGGAAAGUAAGGGAUUCCUUGACCAGUUCAUUUGGCAAAUUUCCCGGCACCGAAACUGGCCGCGAGAAUUGGAGGGUUUGGUGGACGAGAUCGCUGCCUAA
Molecule: messenger RNA, 2151 nt
Organism: Aspergillus sclerotioniger CBS 115572
Lineage: Eukaryota; Fungi; Ascomycota; Eurotiomycetes; Eurotiales; Aspergillaceae
Product: catalase-domain-containing protein
Exons: 3
Coding region: 1-2151 (716 amino acids)
Biological process (GO): response to oxidative stress; hydrogen peroxide catabolic process
Cellular component (GO): cytosol
Molecular function (GO): heme binding; catalase activity
Source: RefSeq, a predicted model, not a curated record